GCGGCGAUUGGGUGAGCGCGGAGCUAAACUGUAUGUACAGUAAAAAGACAAGACACCGACAAUAAUAACAACAGCUGCGGCCGCAUGAGGCUAACUAAAGACACACUCGCACUUUUCGGGCUCACACGAUAAAGAUUUCGGAUGUCACAAUGGCUGCAAACUUCACCAUUUCAGACAGUGAGUCAGAGCCAUCGGAGGAGGUAGACGAAGGAGAAAUGAGCCAAUCACUAACUGGGCAAGAGCAGGAGCUUUCUCAACGCCACACCCUCACCUUGCCUGAACUCCGAGGGGCAGCGACCGGUCGAACGAGGCUGAACUCAGAGUCCCACACUUCCACUGUCUCCAGAGACGAAGAGUUCCAGGCCAGGGGGGAGGAGGAAGCCGGCACGCCCACCGAAGGAGCUCCAUUCAGGGGACGGUCCAAGUCAGCUCCCCCUGCACUGUGGGCGGCCAAGAAAUACGGCCAGAAGCUCAGAAGGAUGAGCGACGAAUUUGACAGCCUGCUAGACAAAGGGGAGAUGAGGAAGGUGAAGAGCGCUGGGACAGCCAAACAGAUGCACCACUCUAAAAGCUGGUGGAGCUACCUCUUUAGUCACCAGGAGACAGAAGGAGAAAACAACCACCAUGAAAACCACACUCACCGCACUGAGUAGGCACUGAGAGCAGAAAUAAGGGUGACGGAGGGAUCGAUGGGAGCGAGAAGAAAGAAAUGGGGAAGCCGAGAGAACAACUGUGAUGAGAACAAUGAGACCUGCUCUGAGCGGGAAGGUUGGUUUGAUCAAACAGAGAAAGAACCAAACAUAAAGGCAUGGCUAACACUGAGGUCCAAGCCUCUAGCCUUGUCAUUUUUACACAUCAUCGGUAACUACGUUUAUAUACAUUUUUUGUAUUUUUUUUGGUUGUUAUGGAAACACUGUAGGGCACUGUGAAAUGGUGAGAGUUUUGGCCAUCUGUGUCCCAUAAAAUAGGAUACAAGGAUGGACCAAGAGAGGAGAGAUGAUCUCUUUAAAACACAAUGAAAGAAUAUAAUAAGGGGAUUUAAAAUGUGACCACUCAGUUAACAGAUGCUUAUCAUUUCAGUUGUCUCUCACAUCAACACUAUGCAAUAUACUGUAGAUGGAGAGAUAAAUGUACUGGAAACAAAACACCUGACUAUUUCGGCCACCUUGAAUGCUGUUACAACUUCCUUCCUUCCUCAUUUUCUUGAGGAAAUCACAGAUGUCAGUGUGUUGCUAAUGUUUGCUUUGCUCCAAAUGUUUGAGCUUAAAUUGCACAAACUCACGGAGUAUUGUGUGCCAAAAUAAUCUUCAGGCAACAGAGGAGAGAGAGUAUAAAAAAAGGAAGGAUUUUUUAAAGUAUUCAAUUUGGGGCAUUUAUCCAGCUUCCUGUUCUGCUACCUGCAGGCCAGUACCAUUGAAACCACUGUACUCGACUAUCAUUAACUGCUUUAUAUCUCAAAUUCAUCAAAAGAACAAUCUUGUACAAGGACAAUCUCUGACGAUGCAGAAAUAAUAUCUUUUGUACAACUUCAGGGUUAGAUUAUAUCUGAAGAAAAUGACAUAAACAUACAUAUUAAAAAAAAAAAAAG
Messenger RNA from Seriola dumerili (greater amberjack), 1588 nucleotides. It is a transcript of the gene badb, whose product is annotated as BCL2 associated agonist of cell death. The transcript has 4 exons. Bases 150 to 653 code for a protein of 167 amino acids. NCBI's taxonomy places the organism in Eukaryota, Metazoa, Chordata, Actinopteri, Carangiformes, Carangidae. Gene Ontology annotation, biological process: apoptotic process. The record is from RefSeq and is a predicted model, not a curated record.